AGAGCGGACUGCCGUGGACCUGGUGCAGUGCGAUGGCCCUCGCGACGUGUUCAGUGUGUUUUGCGUUAUGUGUGAUCGCCCUGGUUGCCGGCCAGCCCCCCGGCUCGAGGGAGGCGGCCUCGGGGGAGCCCUGCCAGCCCGAUAAGCUCACCGUCUACAAGGUGGUGUUGCACACCUUCUGGUCCAGGGACGCCUUCCCCAAGCACUACCCGGACUGGAGGCCUCCGGCACAGUGGUCGAAAGUUUUCGGUCGUAGCCACGACAAAUCCUUCACCCUGUUCCGUCUGGGCCAGAAGUCCUCGGCAGGAGUGAAAUCCUUCGCGGAGACCGGAAGGUCCGACCUCCUGGAGGAGCAAAGCCAAGGGGAAGGGGGCAUCUACGACGAGUUCAACGCACCCCCCAUCAUAUCGGGGGUGGGAAGGACGGAGGCCGAAUUUUUCGUCGACGGCAACCAUUCUAGGGUGUCGCUGAUAUCCCGCAUCGUCCCCUCUCCCGACUGGUUCAUCGGCAUCGACAGCUUCGACCUCUGCGUCAACGGGAACUGGAUAGACAGCAUCACCAUCGAGGUGGAUCCAAUUGACGCAGGUACAGACAACGGUUUCACCUUUACAGCCCCCAACUGGCCCACCGACCCCCAGGGGGAGGCAUACCGGAUCACGGCGCAUUACCCCGCUCACCCCGCCGGAUCAUUCUUCUACCCCUACCUGAAACGCCUGCCUCCCAUCGGUACUUUCCAGUUCAUCAAGGUGAAAGAGUACGAACUGAGCGAGGUCUUCCACCACGCCGAGGACGAUCGUCGAUACGAGGUGCUGAAAAUGGAACACCUGACCCAGAACAGCAUCAACGUGCUCAACGGCAACAGCGACAUCGAGACUGCCAUCGAAGAAGAACGCGAGGAACAGGAGGUCCAUCAGAACAAGAUCAGGCCUCGUCCGAGACCCCUGAAGCAGUACCCUCUGUCCACGCCUUAUUCAACCACUCUCAAGUCCUUCUACAUGCCUGAAGAUAGGAUGUCAAACACCAUCAACCCCAGGGAGGACCCAUCGGCGGUCACAUCCGCCUCCAUCCCCGCAGUGGUUCCCCGAGGGGACAAGGACGCCAUCCUGAACAGCAUCGCUGACUCGUAUCUGGCCCACAAAGACCACAAUAAGCACAAAAAAUACCGCAAAGCCAAGAAGAACGGUCCCAGGAAAAUACGGCCCCCCCGCGACUGCCGGGUGACGGAGUGGUCGGAGUGGAGCGAGUGCAGCAAGUCCUGCGGCAUAGGCGAGAUGCAGAGGCGCAGGGAGGUGCUGAAGCACGCGAGGAGGGGGGGCCGCCUGUGCCCCCCGCUGGUGGAGACGAAGUGGUGCGGCUCGGCGAGGUCCUGCAACAAGGAGUACUUCAACUGGUAAUCCCGGUGUGUUCCUCACGUAAAACGGGCCCGAAAGGACCCGCCCGCUGACUGACAGGACCUCCUGCCUUGUGUCGCGCAAACUGACAAGUGACCUAGGAUGACGCGGAGCCGUACCCAAAACGACGUCUGUACUAAAAUACACAUCAAUUUUAUAAGUAUUUUUAAACGAUAAUAAUUAUUUUGUAAGAAGAGACAAUCGAUUUUUUAGAAACAGCCGAACAUCCUUCUGAAUUUCACUAGUACUGCCCAAAGAUUUUCGUAAGGUGACGCGGAGCUAGGGACGGUUUACGAGCAUCGAAACCCGGGGUGCCGCAAGGUUCAGACCUUGGUCCGGUAACCUUGGAGAUUAACGCGCACGCUGCUAGCUACAAAGUAACUCUCAAUAUACUUAUACGGAGGCUUGAACACAUCAAAGUCUGGCUAGUUCACUUUUUUGUCAAUUAAUUUAAAAAUAAUACUUGUUUAAAAAAAUGUUCCCUGAAAAAGUCGUAAACAUAUAUUUAUAUUAAUGAAAUAAAUAGAUGAUGAUUAAUUGUUGCGAGAACAAUAAUAUUAUUGGCCAAAUUAUUGACUUUGUAUCUCAUACAGGUGCUUGUAAUAUUUGUUACAAUAAUUUUUUUCAGAGUAUUACUGAAAAUUUUACAUUAUCUAACUCUAGACGAAAUAUUUCCCAAAUCCAUUCUCGUAAGUGUCAAAUAUUUUUAAUGUGUCUUAUUGUGAGAUCUGUUAACUUUUGACAGUUGUUACAAUAAUUUUUUCCCAUUUUUAGCAGUAACCCGACGCUGUCUGAGACUAGACUUUGGAAUAUUUUACAUGAAAUAUUUCUCGUAUGCGCCCGUUUGUAAAAGCUGUAAAAUUUCACAACAGUUACAAUAAUUUUUUUCUAAUUUUUUGUCAAAAUUUAAAAAUUUAAAACUACAAUCUAAUCCCUUAAAAUUUAAAACGUUUACUCUUGUCGCAAAUUGUUUUUUAUAAAUGCAAAUCCCGACAUAUCUCUCGCAAUAAAUGUCGCAAGUUUGUCGAAGGUGGAGGCGCAGAUUAAGGUGAAGAUUGUGCCACAUUUUAUAUGACCUACAAUCACCUAAAUUAUUUUUCAUUUUUGACAGUUGUUACAAUAAUUGUAUCAACAUUGUUAAUGACAAUCUAAUACUACUACUAAUCGAAAAGUAGACAUUGAAAUAUUUUCCGAAUUCAAUCUUUCAGGCUUCAAACUACUAACUUUGUAUGAGUUACCAACUUUCGACAGUUGUUACAAUAAAUAUUUGGCCAUUUUUUUGUAAUAAUUUGACAUUAUCUAAGACUAGACCCGGGAAUAUUCCCCCAAUCAAAUCUCUCAGGCAGAAUAUGUUUUUUGUAUGCGCCCUUUUGUAAAAGUGAUGAAAUUUUCGUAACUGUUACAAUAAUUUUUAGUCAGAAUCUAACACUAUUUAAAGCUACAAUCCAAUUCCUUACGCUUCAAAGGUUUGUCCUUGUCACAACGCUUGUUAUUUUAUUUUUGCAAAUACUCUCGCAACAAAUGUCGCAAGGUUGAGACUCAAAGUGCUUUUUGUGGCACUCGAGGCAUUUCGAUGCCGUAAACUGUGCCGUAGUUCCGAUAUUCCAGGCAAAACGUCCUUGCAAAAUUCGAAUUUUUUUAAAAUGUAUUUAUAACAAAUUGUCGAUUUUAGGAUAAUAUAAAACUGAAAAAAAAGAUAACACAUUUUAUUCUUGCAUUAUUGUGUGUGAUAAAAAUUACUAAUUACUAAGAAAUAAUAUAUACAAGGUGAGCCAAAACGAGCGAUUCAUAAAAAAAUAUUUUGUUUCGAAAAAAUUGUUUUAAAUAAGUUUUUGGCUCGCUGUUCACUGAAUUAUAUCGUGUGGCGCCUUUCUCUCUAGCAAUCCCUUAAAAAAAUAUAUGUGUUAAAUCUGUAUGUCUGUCUGAUAGAGAGACAUGCGCUACGGAAAGAGUUUUUGUAAAUAUAUAUAGGUACAAAUAAUAUAGGUGUAGCACAAUGUCAAUGAGAAUUUCUAUGAGAACUUUAUUAUAAAAAGAAAUAUACUUAAAAUAAAAACUUCUCCCUUGAUCAUUUUCGUUUCUGUUCAUAUGAAUCAUAACAUGGUUGUAUUUCGAGAUGUUACGCUCAGUGUAAACCAAAACGACUUCUACGUAUAUAAAUAGAUAUGUAUACAUAUAGAAUAAUUUUAUAUUAAAAGUCUAAGUUGUAUAUGUAUGUAUAAUUGUACUAAUAUAUGAUUUUUUAGUUGAAUAUUUGUCUGGCUCAUAUGUAUUCAGUAAACCA
Anoplophora glabripennis (Asian longhorned beetle) is the source of this 3675-nucleotide messenger RNA. Its product is annotated as spondin-2. Gene Ontology annotation, cellular component: extracellular matrix. The record is from RefSeq and is a predicted model, not a curated record. Gene Ontology annotation, biological process: cell adhesion. The transcript has 7 exons. The coding region runs from base 33 to 1394 and encodes 453 amino acids. NCBI's taxonomy places the organism in Eukaryota, Metazoa, Arthropoda, Insecta, Coleoptera, Cerambycidae.